CUCGUUUGGUGUGUCGACUUCCGUUGUGUUCAUGUGACUGGUCAUGUGACACAGAGAGCAUCCGGAAAUUGGAGUGAAUUAUGCGAGGCUGGGAAUCUCUUCGGAAUUAAAAGAGUAAAGACUUUGAGGAAUAUUAUUUUCUUUGUGUGAUGCCCAGCACAGCCAUGAAGAAGAAGGUUCUUUUAAUGGGAAAAAGUGGAUCUGGAAAGACCAGUAUGAGAUCCAUAAUCUUUGCAAACUACAUUGCACGAGACACACGUCGGUUGGGCGCAACAAUUGAUGUUGAGCACUCGCAUGUCAGAUUCUUGGGGAAUUUAGUGCUGAACCUCUGGGACUGUGGUGGUCAGGACACAUUCAUGGAGAAUUACUUCACUAGCCAGCGUGACAACAUCUUCCGCAAUGUAGAGGUUUUGAUCUAUGUGUUUGAUGUGGAGAGCAGGGAGCUGGAGAAGGACAUGCACUACUAUCAGUCCUGCCUUGAAGCCAUCCUUCAGAACUCCCCUGAUGCCAAAGUGUUCUGCCUAGUACACAAAAUGGAUCUUGUGCAGGAAGACCAGAGGGACCUGAUUUUUAAAGAGCGUGAAGAGGAUCUAAGGCGUCUUUCUAGGCCGCUAGAUUGUGCUUGCUUUAGGACAUCUAUUUGGGAUGAGACCUUGUACAAAGCAUGGUCGAGCAUCGUCUAUCAACUUAUUCCAAAUGUACAGCAACUGGAAUCCAAUUUAAGAAACUUUGCUCAGAUUAUUGAGGCUGAUGAGGUGCUGCUGUUUGAGAGAGCAACAUUUCUGGUCAUCUCCCAUUACCAGUGUAAAGAGCAGAGGGAUAUCCACAGGUUUGAGAAGAUCAGCAAUAUUAUAAAGCAGUUUAAACUGAGCUGCAGUAAACUGGCUGCCUCAUUCCAGAGUAUGGAGGUUCGGAAUUCUAACUUCGCUGCCUUCAUAGACAUCUUCACAUCCAACACCUACGUUAUGGUUGUGAUGUCAGAUCCUUCAAUACCAUCUGCUGCAACCCUUAUCAACAUCCGCAAUGCCAGAAAGCAUUUUGAGAAGCUGGAACGUGUUGAUGGUCCUAAACACAGCCUCCUGAUGCGCUGACCUACCUGUGCGGCUUCCAUCUCCUUUACUAAGCAUGUGUACAGAGCUGACCUCACAUUCAACCCCGGUUCCAGCAUCAUAUUGUGCUGAACUUGCAACUGGAGUUGACCUCCACCAUAACGUUCAGAAUAUUAAUACCCCACACCACUUUGAAUCAUUACAAUUACAAUUUUAAUUGACACAGAACCUCCACCUGGGCUGGACCUUCAUUGUGACCUCAGCACAUUAAAUCAUGAUGAAACACA
Messenger RNA from Spea bombifrons (plains spadefoot toad), 1336 nucleotides. Its product is annotated as ras-related GTP-binding protein A. Gene Ontology annotation, biological process: cellular response to amino acid stimulus; cellular response to starvation; regulation of autophagy. The transcript is spliced from 10 exons. Bases 150 to 1091 code for a protein of 313 amino acids. Gene Ontology annotation, molecular function: GTP binding; GTPase activity. The record is from RefSeq and is a predicted model, not a curated record. Gene Ontology annotation, cellular component: Gtr1-Gtr2 GTPase complex; nucleus; lysosome. NCBI's taxonomy places the organism in Eukaryota, Metazoa, Chordata, Amphibia, Anura, Pelobatidae.